AUGGGUUAUUUAGGCCCAGAGAUUCUAACUGGUGGAAUCUAUGACACCAAAAGUGAUAUUUGGUCCUUGGGGUGUGUGCUGUAUGAGUUGUGUAUGCUUCAGGGUGCAUUCACUGCAGUGAACACAACGGACCUCAUUAAAAAAAUAUUGGGGGGUCCUUACCCAUCUCUACCAAAGAGCUUCUCACCGGAGCUCCGCGACCUUCUGUGUGACAUCUUCCAACAAGACCCGACCAUUAGGCCUUCAGUUGGUGACAUCAUGGCAAAACCCUUCAUUAUCAGUUUCCUCACAAAAAAGAGUGAGAAAACUGUGGAGGAACUCCAGACAACCUUGGACAAGCUGAGAACUCUGGCAGACGGCUUGGAGAGUAUGCACAAAGGCACCACCAUAGGCAGUCUGACGGGAGGUGUUAUUGGGGCAGCUGGAGGAAUCACCUCUAUAGUGGGGCUCAUCCUGGCUCCCUUCACUCUGGGCGCCUCCCUGAUCGUCACUGGUGUGGGUAUUGGGAUUGCUGUCGCUGGUGGAGCCACAGCAGGAGUAUCCAACAUCACCAACAUGGUCAAUCAGUCCACCGACCGCCUAGCCAUGAAGAACAUCAUCAAGGAGUUCCAGGAGAAGAUGAACUCUGUGGUCACAUCUCUACAAAACAUUGCUGAGGGUUUGGAGAUACUCAUGCAAAGUAGCUCUUCUAAGAUACAAAGUGCCGGUUUCAAUGUAGAGGCCGCUGUUAGUGCUGGGUUGAGGUCUGGGAAAGGCCUUGCGGGCACAAUAGAGCUCUUCAGAGUACUCCAGGUGGCCAAUAUUGGCAAGGUGGCAGCCCAAAGUGCCAGGGCAGUGCGUGUGGCAGAGGUGGCGACAGGAAUAUUUUCCGCUUUUUUUGUAGCUGUUGAUAUCUUCUUCAUCGCUAUGGAUGCCAGAGAGAUCCACAACAUCCGACAGGCAAAGGUGAAUGAACAGUCUGGUGAUACCAGUAAGUUAGAAGUGAUGGACACAGACUCCACCACUGAGCUGACCCCUGGAUGUGAAGAACCAAAGGCUGAGGUCAAGUCAGAGACCAUGAAGUUCAUCCAGACGAUCAGACAGACAGCUGAACAGCUACAGGAGAGCCUGGACGAACUGAGUGACGUCAUCUCGUUCAUUCCUAAGAUAUAG
Molecule: messenger RNA, 1152 nt
Organism: Salvelinus namaycush (lake trout)
Lineage: Eukaryota; Metazoa; Chordata; Actinopteri; Salmoniformes; Salmonidae
Product: apolipoprotein L3-like
Exons: 4
Coding region: 1-1152 (383 amino acids)
Biological process (GO): lipid transport; lipoprotein metabolic process; protein phosphorylation
Cellular component (GO): membrane; extracellular region
Molecular function (GO): ATP binding; protein kinase activity; lipid binding
Source: RefSeq, a predicted model, not a curated record